Antechinus flavipes (yellow-footed antechinus) is the source of this 4799-nucleotide messenger RNA. RefSeq names its product adhesion G protein-coupled receptor G6 (gene ADGRG6). Gene Ontology annotation, biological process: cell surface receptor signaling pathway; myelination in peripheral nervous system; adenylate cyclase-activating G protein-coupled receptor signaling pathway. The record is from RefSeq and is a predicted model, not a curated record. Lineage: Eukaryota; Metazoa; Chordata; Mammalia; Dasyuromorphia; Dasyuridae. The coding region runs from base 18 to 3791 and encodes 1257 amino acids. Gene Ontology annotation, molecular function: laminin binding; G protein-coupled receptor activity. Gene Ontology annotation, cellular component: membrane. The transcript has 24 exons.
AAUUAUGGGUCUCAUUAAUGACUUUUUCCCUAUGCAGGAUGUUUUACAGAAGUCGAAUGUGGAGUUAUCAUUGGAAAUGGAAGUUGCAGCCUCUUCUGGUCCUCCUUAUUCUAUAUGCUGUUUGUGUGCAUCAUUCAGUUUGGGGCUGUGCCAACUGCAGAGUGACACUCUCCAGUCCGUCUGGGACUUUUACCUCUCCAUGCUACCCUAAUGAAUAUCCAAACAGCCAGGUUUGCAUGUGGACACUCCGAGCUCCAACUGGAUACAUCAUUCAGAUAACAUUUAAUGAUUUUGAUAUUGAAGAAGCUCCCAAUUGCAUUUAUGAUUCAUUAUCCCUUGACAAUGGAGAAAGCCAGACUAAAUUCUGUGGAGCAACUGCCAAAGGUUUAUCAUUUAACUCAAGUGCAAAUGAGAUGCAUGUGUCCUUUUCAAGUGACUUUAGUAUCCAGAAGAAAGGUUUCAAUGCCAGCUAUAUCAGAGUUGCCGUGUCCCUGAGGAAUCAGAAAGUCAUUAUCCCCCAGGCCACAGAUGCUAACCGGGUGUCUGUUGCAAAAACUGUCUCGAUUCCAGAACUCAGUGCAUUCACUGUGUGCUUCGAAGCAGCGAAAAUUGGCAACGAAGACAAUGACUGGAUAGCUUUCUCCUACUCAGAUGCUUUAUCAACACAAUUAUUGAGCUUUGGGAAGGCCAAAAGGGGCUAUUUCCUCUCCAUCUCUGGUGUAGAAUGCUUGCUAAACAAGGUGUUAUUGGUAGAUUCAAAUGAAGACAUUUUCACAGAAAACUUUGAACAACUGUGCCUAAGUUGGAACAGCACUUUAGGCUCUGUCAGUGUGAAUUUCAAAAGGAGCUAUGAAACAGUUAUAUGCAAUUCUACCAUUAGCAAAGUUAUUCCUGGGAAUGGGAAACUGCUGCUGGGAUCCAACCAAAAUGAAAUAGCCUCUUUAAAAGGGGACAUUUACAACUUUCGUCUUUGGAAUUUUACCAUGAAUUCCAAAACUCUGUCCAACCUCAGCUGUAAUGUGAAAGGGAACGUUGUCGACUGGCAAAAUGAUUUUUGGAAUAUCCCGACCUCAGUUCUGAAAGCUGAAAACAACCUAAGUUGUGGUUCCUACCUGAUUCCACUACCAGCAUCAGAACUCACUAGCUGUGCAGAACUGGGAACCCUUUGUCAAGCUACUGUAAACUCUCCUACCACACCACCCAUUGCUACCACUAACAUGCCUGUUACUAAUAGAGUCGAUAACCAAAGGAAUGAUGGCAUAAUUUACCGGAUUUCUAUGAUUAUUCAAAACAUUCUACGUCAACCUGAGGUGAAAGUACAGAGCAAGGUUGCAGAAUGGCUCAACUCUACUUUUCAAAAUUGGAAUUAUACAGUCUAUGUGGUCAAUAUCAGUCUUCAUCUGAAUACUGGUGAAGAGAAGAUAAAAGUCAAAAGAAGUAUCGAAGAUGAUCAAAGGUUGAUGAUUCUGGCCCUUUUAGUUUAUAAUGCUACUAACAACAUCAGUUUGGAAGGCCAGCUCAUUCAGCAGAAGCUCUUGGGAAGCAAUGAAUCGUUAGGUGAUGGCUUGAGGCUGUACACUGUCAGUGUGAAACAAAUUGGGACAUGUCCAGAAAAUGAACAACCCGAAGGCUAUAAAUGGUCAACCACAAAACCAGCUGUCCAAACAUAUCCAUGUAAAGGGAAACCUGGCUAUUUUGCAUCACGAACGUGCCUUCAGGAUACCACAAACAAAACCUUCUGGGGACCUCCUGAUUUAACAAAUUGUGCUGGAAUCACGAAUGAAAUAGCCAAUGAGCUUCUAAAUUUCACUAGUGAAGGACAGACCCUUACGUCGGCCAACAUAACCAGUAUUGUGGAGUACCUCAAAAAAAUCGUGAAUAAUGAAGAAAAUAUUGAUAUAUCUUUAGGCUCAACUGUAAUGACCAUAUUUUCCAAUAUCUUAACUAGUUCAGAUAAUGAAUUGCUGGAGUCUUCUUCUGAGGCUUUAAAAACGAUUGAUGAGUUGGCUUUUAAGAUCAAGUUAAAUAAUGAAGUGCCUGUGAACAUUACAACUCGAAAUCUUGCUCUUGGGGUGUCAUCUCUGAUCCCAGAGACAUAUGAAGGCUCAACUUUCAGUAUUGGUCUCCCAAACAGUAAUGAGUCAUAUUUCCAGAUGGAUUUCGAGACAGGUCAAGUGAAUUCUUUGGCUUCUGUCAUUUUGCCCCGAAGUUUACUUAUGAAUUUAAGUAAAGAAGAAUCUGAAUCAGUGAAAAGAGCUCAAUUUACUUUCUUCAACAAAACUGGACUUUUUCAGGAUGUAGAAACUCAGCGAGACAAGCUAGUGAGCUAUGUGAUGGCGUGCAGUAUUGGAAACAUUAGUAUCCGGGAUCUUCAGGAACCUGUUCAGGUUGUAAUCAAACAUACACGAAAUCAGGUGCUUCAUCCCAUCUGUGUCUUCUGGGAUUUGAAUAAAAACAAAGGUUUCGGUGGCUGGAACACAUCAGGCUGUGUUGCACACAGAGACUCAAAUGAAAAUGAGACAGUGUGCUUGUGUAAUCACCUCACCCACUUUGGGGUUCUAAUGGAUCUGCAAGGAACUGCUUCACAAAUAGAUACACGAAACACUAAAGUCCUGACCUUUAUUACCUACAUUGGCUGUGGAGUUUCUGCUAUAUUUUCAGCUGCAACUCUCCUAACAUAUAUUGCUUUUGAAAAGUUACGAAGAGAUUACCCUUCCAAAAUCUUGAUGAAUCUUAGUACUGCCCUGUUGUUUCUAAAUUUAAUCUUCCUCCUUGAUGGUUGGGUCACCUCAUUUGACAUUGAUGGACUCUGUGUAGCCAUUGCAGCCCUUCUGCAUUUUUUCCUUCUGGCAACCUUCACAUGGAUGGGUUUGGAGGCAGUUCACAUGUACAUUGCUCUGGUUAAAGUAUUCAAUACUUACAUUCGCCGGUACAUACUGAAAUUCUGCAUUAUUGGCUGGGGUUUGCCUGCUUUGGUGGUAACAAUUGUACUAGCAAGCAGAAAUACAAAUGCAAAUAAAAUAUAUGGAAAAGAAAGUUAUGGUCAAGACAUCAAGGGGCAACGCAGUGAAUUCUGUUGGAUCCAGGAUCCAGUGGUAUUUUAUGUAACUUGUGCUGGUUAUUUUGGAGUCAUGUUUCUCUUGAAUGUUGCCAUGUUCAUUGUGGUAAUGGUGCAGAUCUGUGGAAGGAAUGGGAAAAGAAGCAAUAGGACCCUUCGAGAAGAGAUUCUGAGAAACCUCCGGAGCGUGGUUAGCCUCACCUUUCUGUUAGGCAUGACCUGGGGCUUUGCGUUCUUUGCCUGGGGACCCUUAAACAUUGCCUUCAUGUACCUCUUCUCCAUCUUCAAUUCAUUACAAGGAUUGUUUAUAUUUGUAUUCCACUGUGCUAUGAAAGAGAAUGUGCAGAAACAAUGGAGAAGACACCUGUGCUGUGGAAGAUUUCGUUUAGCAGACAAUUCAGACUGGAGCAAGACAGCCACCAAUAUCAUCAAGAAGAGCUCAGAUAAUCUGGGGAAGUCAUUGUCAUCAAGCUCUAUUGGAUCCAACUCAACAUACCUUACAUCCAAAUCUAAAUCCAAUUCCACUACUUACUUUAAAAGAAACAGCCAUCCUGAGAGUGUUUUUGUGGACAAGUCCUCAUCAAAACUUACUCAUCUGGAUGGAGAACAAACAUCAAUCAUCCCAGUCCAUCAGGUCAUUGACAAGGUCAAAGGUUACUGCAAUGCUCACUCUGACAAUUUCUACAAAAACAUUAUCAUGUCAGACACUUUUGGCCACAGCACAAAGUUUUAAUUGGGCUUUAUUACAAUAAUAGAAAUAAGCUUCCAUCUCCCAAAUAGAGACUUACAGGCAAAGCAAACAGUAGGAGUGCCAAAUGUAAAUGUGUCAUUACCUAGGUAAGACUAUACAUUGGAAAGAUAUGUUUGUUUGUUUGUUUUUAAUUACAAAUACUAUUGUGACAUUUAUAAUGGAACUCAUCUGUGCCUUUUCCCCAUGUUGGAGUCUUCCAUCAUCCCCUAAACUUUAGCUCUCUGACUCAGUAGCCACAGGAAACACUCUGUAUUUUUAUAGUUGAAUCAGAUCAAUCAGAACUGAGGAAUAUUUAAAAGCCAGAGGACAAGGAAAAAAGAAACAGUCAAAAAUCAGUACCAAUCAAGAAUUUAACGCUGAUGGUGAGUUGUUUUGGACAUCAUCCUUUGCUACAUAUUCUUCUCCUACAUUUGAAGAAAACAUGAAUUUUCAUUACCAUAUGUGACUGGUUCUCUACAAGUCCUCCCUCAAAAGUAGUUCCAUAUUUCCAUCAUGUGCCUGCCUUGUAGGUGAAAUUUCAAGCAGAUAAAAAUACAAUUUUGAUUCUAUCAUCCAAAGAUUACAAAGGAUUAUUUGUUAGUUAUUUUUAACUAUACCAAAACUAAUUGCUUAACACUUCUUAAAUGAGAGCACAUUUUCACCUUUCACAUUUCAUCAACAUCUAUAUCUUGUCAAGCACACAUAAAUUUCUGAGAUGUCUCAUGGUUUCUGUAUACAUAAUAUAUAAACAACCAUAAGACAAUAUAAUGUAAGGAUCAGAAGUUAAAGAAAUGUCAGUACUUUUCUCCUAAAAGGUAAACCCUUACCAAAGGGUUUAAUUAAGAUAUUUUCUUUCUCCUUUUAAAAUUAUAUUUGAAGAUGCCUAAGGGCAAAAUGAUUUCAUCUGUUGACACAGCUGCCCCCAUUUUGAGAAAAGCAACAUAGAGAGAGAAGAGCCACAAUCAUAUCUCCUCCCAGAAGGUAGAGCAUGGUUAUAUAUAUAUAUAUAUA